Messenger RNA from Vigna radiata var. radiata (mung bean), 1597 nucleotides. Its product is annotated as GATA transcription factor 24. The record is from RefSeq and is a predicted model, not a curated record. Gene Ontology annotation, biological process: regulation of DNA-templated transcription. The coding region runs from base 61 to 1110 and encodes 349 amino acids. Lineage: Eukaryota; Viridiplantae; Streptophyta; Magnoliopsida; Fabales; Fabaceae. Gene Ontology annotation, molecular function: zinc ion binding; protein binding; sequence-specific DNA binding. The transcript is spliced from 11 exons.
AAACCAUGCUCCACCUCCUCACAAAUUAGGGUUUCUGCUGUCCGACACCUUGGGGAAUCGAUGGCGUCACUCAAUCCGCAGCCUCUGCAGUUCCAGGUCCCUGCGAUACCCGUCCACGACGACGAUGACACUGACGCCGCUGAUGAUGCUGCUAUGGAUGAGUUCGAGGAUGCGCAUGUUACUUCAGUCAACGUCGUUGCUAAUGCUGCCAGUCCCAACCAAGAACCGCUGUCUGCUUUGCCUUCCAGAACUAGCGAGCUCACUCUUUCUUUCGAGGGUGAGGUUUAUGUCUUUCCCGCAGUCACUCCUCAGAAGGUUCAAGCCGUCUUGAUGCUUCUGGGAGGACGUGAUGUGCACGCAGGUGUGCCUGCUGUUGAACUACCAUUUGAUCAAAGUAACAGGGGUAUGGGUGAUACUCCGAAGCUUUCGAACCUUUCACGAAGAAUUGCAUCUUUGGUCAGAUUCCGCGAGAAACGAAAGGAAAGAUGUUUUGACAAGAAAAUUAGGUAUACUGUGAGAAAAGAGGUGGCACAGAGGAUGCAUAGGAAGAAUGGGCAGUUUGCAUCCUUGAAAGAAAGCCCAGGGUCAUCUAACUGGGAUUCUGCCCGGAGUUCUGCUCAAGAUGGCACUUCUCAUUCUGAAUCUGUACGCAGAUGUCACCAUUGUGGUGUCACUGAAAAUAAUACUCCUGCAAUGCGUCGGGGGCCAGCUGGACCAAGGACUUUAUGUAAUGCAUGCGGCCUUAUGUGGGCAAACAAGGGCACACUCAGAGAUCUCAGCAAGGGAGGAAGAAAUCUUUCUGUUGAGCAAAGUGAUCUGGAUAUUCCUAUUGAUGUCAAGCCUACUUCUGUUAUUGAAGGAGAAUUGCCCGGCAUCCAUGAUGAGCAAGGUAGUUCUGAAGAUCUGUCCAAGUCCAACACAGGUGAUGGCUCUAGUGGUCAUGCAGUAAACCCUAGUGAUGAGGAAUUGCCCGAAACUGCAGACCACUUUACGAAUGCUCCGCCAUUAGGACUUGUUCAUUCUUCAAGGAGUGACACUGAACAGGAACCUCUGGUUGAACUUUCUAAUCCUUCAGAUACAGACAUUGACAUUCCAGGAAACUUUGAUUAGAAGGCCUGUGUUAUUAAAAUUGCUCUCAACAUGCUCCUGACUAUAAUAAUUUCAUUGAGAUCAAAGCUCUGCAACCCUGAUUUUAGAGAUGAAAUUUCGGUGAUAUGGUCUGCCACUCAAGAAUGGUUAUUUGAACGUCAACGCAGCGGUGUGCUAAUUAGGACCUUCAGGCAAGUUUAGGUUGGUGAGACCAUUUGAAUAUGUUAUAAUUAGCACAGAUAGACUUGUUCCAAAUGUACAUAUACAUAUAAAAUAAAUAUUAAUCAUCGUCUUCUCAAUGUUCUUCCAGACACAUGUUACCAAUUCUGUUGGGCAGGUCCGAAAGAAUUGCCACUGUUGUUUAAGUUAUUUAAAACUAAUUGUUGCGUUAAGUUCCGAAACUGAAUUUAUAGGGCUUAUAGGUCUUUACAGGAGAACUAGUAUAUUUAAUUACUUUUACCAAACUUAUUACUCUCUUCCUCCCAUUAUCUGUCUUUUGAAAUAAGAG